AUGUCGCAAGUUCCUCUGUGCGAUGAGCAUAAACCAUCCUGUAGGAACUGUAUCAAGCACGCGGUCCCGUGCGACUUUCUCCAGUCCCAACGGCAGUCUUCCGCGUCAUCGCUCCCGAGAUCGCCGGGGGGCACCGAGUCUCAGGGUCCGAGUAACGGCACCCACGGCGGUUCAAUCCCGGGCUUUGGCGGAGGCGGAGGCGUCGACGACCUGUCGCUGAAUCUCAUCGACCUCGAGCUGAUGCAUAACUUCACCACCUUUGCCUACACGACCUUAUCGACCGACCCCGUCGUCCGGCAGAUGUGGAAGGUCCCCGUCGUGCGGCUGGCCCUCGAGUGCGACUACGUCAUGCGCGCCUUGCUCUCCGUGUCGGCGCUUCACCUGGCCCAUCACAGGCCCGAACGGAGAGACUUCUUCAUCAGCCGGGCGCUCACCUAUCACCAGAUGGCCAGCCGGACGGCCAUGGGCCUGAUGGGAGCCCUGGACGGCGAGAACUGCGAGAAGCUGUAUCUCUUUUCCGUGCUCACCAUCUUCUUCGCCCUCGCCUGUCCCCGGAAAUCCUCCGACUCCCUGAUCAUGGGCGAGUCCUCCUUCCCGGACUGGCUGUUCCUCCUCCGCGGCACGCGGGGCCUGCUCAAGAUCCUCGACCCGCGCGCCUACACCGGGCCGCUGCUGCCCAUGUUCACCCACGGGCGCGAGCGCUACAUGCACACGCGCGACGAGUCCAAGAUCCAGUCGGACCUGCUGGCGGACCUGCAGCGCCUCGUGAACAAGACGUGCGCGAACCCGGAGCUGCUGCCCGUGUACAACCACGCCAUCGACGAGCUGCGGCGCACGCUGAGCGUGUUCCUGUGGGACGGCGGCCGCGGCAUGGACAUCACCGACGCCUUCGUCUGGAAGUACCUCAUGGCCGAGGACUUUCUGCCGCUGCUCAAGAGCCCCGGCGCGACGCAGGAGGCCGUGGCCAUCUUUUCGCACUUUUGCAUCCUGCUCAAGAGGCUGGAGAACGAGUGGUGGCUGCAGGGGUGGGCGACGCAUCUGAUAUCGAGGGCGUGGACGUUGUUGGACCAGGAUCAUCGGCUUUGGAUCCAGUGGCCGAUCGAGGAGCUCGGGUGGGUGCCGCCUUAA
Colletotrichum siamense is the source of this 1128-nucleotide messenger RNA. RefSeq lists its product as uncharacterized. The record is from RefSeq and is a predicted model, not a curated record. The transcript is spliced from 3 exons. NCBI's taxonomy places the organism in Eukaryota, Fungi, Ascomycota, Sordariomycetes, Glomerellales, Glomerellaceae. The coding region runs from base 1 to 1128 and encodes 375 amino acids. Gene Ontology annotation, biological process: regulation of transcription by RNA polymerase II. Gene Ontology annotation, molecular function: zinc ion binding; DNA-binding transcription activator activity, RNA polymerase II-specific.